AUGGGACGGGAGGCCAAAGCAUCUAAAGUCUGUCCUCCGUGUGAUAACCAACUGAAAGCUGACAACAUCAUGGAGCAUUACUGUGCCAGCGACUUUGCUAUCAAGAUGAAGAUCAAAGAAGUGAAGAAAGAGAAUGGCGACCGUAAACUCAUCGCCGCUCAGAAGAAGAAGAAGGUGCUCAAGAUGGGUGUCCUGCGUAAAAAGGACUUGAAGAAGUUGACGCUGUACAUAAAGAAUGGAGCCAACUGCCCCUGUGCUCAGCUGGACAACCUUGGUAGUAACUUCCUCAUCAUGGGCCGGAAAGUGGACCAGCAGCUGCUGCUCAUGUCCAUCCACAAAUGGGAGAAGAAGAGUACGGAGUUGAAGUUCGCCAUCAAGUACAUGAAGAGUCAGCAGUGUCCCACCUAUCAUACCGUCUUCCAGUGACCUUAAUGAUACAACUAUCACACCCCCAGUCUUCCCCAAAUGUCUCCCCUCUAUCCCUCCAGUCAGCUGUCUCCCCUCUAUCCCUCCAGUCAGUUGUCUCCCCUCUAUCCCUCCUGUCAGUUGACU
Salvelinus namaycush (lake trout) is the source of this 552-nucleotide messenger RNA. Its product is annotated as secreted frizzled-related protein 1-like. The transcript has 3 exons. NCBI's taxonomy places the organism in Eukaryota, Metazoa, Chordata, Actinopteri, Salmoniformes, Salmonidae. The record is from RefSeq and is a predicted model, not a curated record. The coding region runs from base 1 to 426 and encodes 141 amino acids. Gene Ontology annotation, molecular function: protein binding.